Molecule: messenger RNA, 1011 nt
Organism: Rattus rattus (black rat)
Lineage: Eukaryota; Metazoa; Chordata; Mammalia; Rodentia; Muridae
Product: polycomb group RING finger protein 2-like
Biological process (GO): negative regulation of transcription by RNA polymerase II
Cellular component (GO): PRC1 complex
Molecular function (GO): promoter-specific chromatin binding
Source: RefSeq, a predicted model, not a curated record
AUGCAUCAGACCACACAGAUUAAAAUCAUGGAGCUGAACCCUCACCUCAUGUGUGCCCUCUAUGGGGGCUAUUUCAUCGAUACCACCACGAUUGUGGAAUGCUUACAUUCCUUUUGCAAAACCUUCAUCGUGCGCUACUUGGAGACCAACAAAUACUGCCCCAUGUGUGAUGUCCAGGUCCAUAAAACAGGGCCACUGCUGAGCAUCAGAUCAGACAAAACCUUUCAGGACAUUGUCUACAAGUUGGUGUCUGGGCUUUUUAAAGAUGUGAUGAAAGGGAGACGGAACUUCUACGCAGCAUACCCCCUGACAGAAGUCCCCAAUGGCUUCAACAAUGACCAUGUCGAAAUCCUGGAACAGGAGAAGAGGGCUCUGGGUGACAACGAGAUUGUCAGCUUGUCCAUUAAAUUAUACGAAGGCAUCAGGGACCGAGAGGUGAAGAAGAGCCUCGUGGAGAAUGGGGACGAAGACAAGGAGAAGACAGGGGUGCUGUUCCUGCGAUGCCCAGCAGUUAUGACCUUCAUGCACCUCGCCAAGUUCCUCCGCAACGAAAUGAAUGUGCCCAGCAAGUACAAGGUAGAGAUCCUCUAUGAAGACAAGCCCCUGAAGGAAUACUACACCUUAAUGGACAUAGCCUACAUCUACCCGUGGCAGAGGAAUGGGCCUCUCCCGCUCAAGUACCGUGUCCAGCCAGCCUGCAAGAGGCUCACCCUACCCACAGUGCCAACUCCCUCAGAAGGCACCAACACCAGCGGGGCCUCCGAUCAGGCUCCCAGCCCUGCCACACUUCGGGCCACCUCCUCCUCCUUGUCCAGCCCUGGGACCCCAUCCCAUGGCUCUCCCAGCUCCCACAGCCCCGCAGCCACCCAUCCUACCUCCUCCACUCCACCUUCAACUGCUGCUGUGACCACCACAGCUACCAAUGGGGGAACUUCGAACUGCCUGCAGAUGCCAUCCUCUACCAGCAGGGGGCGCAAGAUGACUGUUAAUGGAGCUCCUUGUCCCCCUUAA